AUGCGUUUGAAGCCAGUGGGGAGAGUAUGCUUGUGCUGGGCAAGAACCAGACAGGGCGCACGCCGGGGCUUGGACCGCAGGGCAAGGGUGUGGGGUGCGCCGGGCCGGACGCCAAAGCGUAUGCCUGAGGUAGAGUCCGGGGCGAGGAACACUGGUUCCUCAGCGGUGCGUUCGCCCCAUCGCCGGUGCAGGCCUCAAAGAUGCCAGGCCUGGGCCCGGAGGAUGAGCCAAGCGUGGUGCCUGCUGGACAUGCGCAACGCUCUCUCCUGCCAAGUCAAAACGGCCUUCCGCGGUGGCCGCGCCUUUGAUUCCGAGCAGAGCACCGGUUCAGACUCUGAGGUGCUCACUGAGCGGACUUCCUGCUCCUUUGACACUCACACUGACCUGGGCCCUGGUGCUGCAGGCCCUGUGCCUGCCGCCAUGUCUUCCAUGGAAGAGAUUCAGGUGGAGCUGCAAUGUGCUGACCUAUGGAAGCGGUUCCAUGACAUUGGAACUGAGAUGAUCAUCACCAAAGCAGGCAGGAGGAUGUUUCCUGCCAUGAGAGUAAAAAUCACUGGCCUGGACCCACACCAGCAAUACUACAUAGCAAUGGACAUUGUGCCUGUGGACAAUAAAAGAUACAGAUAUGUGUACCACAGCUCCAAGUGGAUGGUGGCUGGCAAUGCGGACUCCCCUGUGCCCCCAAGAGUUUAUAUACACCCUGAUUCUCUAGCUUCUGGAGACACUUGGAUGAGACAGGUGGUCAGUUUCGACAAACUCAAGCUGACCAACAAUGAAUUGGAUGAUCAAGGACAUAUCAUUCUGCAUUCUAUGCACAAAUACCAGCCUCGAGUUCACGUGAUCCGUAAGGAUUUCAGCAGUGACCUGUCGCCCACCAAACCUGUCCCUGUUGGGGAUGGAGUGAAAACAUUCAACUUUCCUGAGACCGUGUUCACCACAGUCACAGCCUACCAGAACCAGCAGAUCACCAGAUUAAAAAUCGAUCGAAACCCUUUUGCUAAAGGAUUCAGAGAUUCUGGAAGAAACAGGACUGGACUGGAAGCCAUCAUGGAGACUUACGCGUUCUGGAGACCCCCUGUGCGCACACUCACCUUUGAGGAUUUCACCACCAUGCAAAAGCAGCAAGGGGGCAGCACAGGCACUUCCCCGACCACCUCCAGCACUGGGACACCAUCGCCUUCAGCUUCUUCUCACCUUUUGUCUCCAUCCUGUUCUCCUCCAACAUUUCACCUGGCCCCCAACACUUUCAACGUGGGCUGUCGAGAGAGCCAGCUGUGCAAUCUGAACCUCUCUGAUUAUCCACCAUGUGCCCGAAGCAACAUGGCUGCCUUGCAGAGCUACCCGGGGCUGAGUGACAGUGGCUACAACAGGCUCCAGAGUGGCACUGCUUCAGCCACUCAGCCCUCCGAAACCUUCAUGCCUCAGAGGACUCCAUCCCUGAUCUCAGGAAUACCGACUCCUCCCUCGUUGCCUAGCAACAGCAAGAUGGAAGCCUACGGUGGCCAGCUGGGGUCCUUCCCCACUUCCCAGUUCCAGUAUGUCAUGCAGGCCGGCAAUGCAGCCUCGAGCUCCUCCUCACCACACAUGUUCGGGGGCAGCCACAUGCAGCAGAGCUCCUAUAACGCCUUCUCUCUCCACAACCCUUACAAUCUGUACGGAUACAAUUUCCCCACUUCUCCGAGGCUAGCCGCAAGCCCGGAAAAACUGAGCGCCUCUCAAAGCACUUUACUCUGUUCUUCUCCUUCCAACGGGGCCUUUGGAGAGAGGCAGUACCUGCCCACGGGGAUGGAGCACAGCAUGCACAUGAUUAGCCCUUCGCCCAACAACCAGCAGGCGACUAACACCUGUGACGGCCGGCAGUACGGGGCGGUCCCAGGCUCCUCCUCCCAGAUGUCCGUGCACAUGGUUUAA
This is a messenger RNA of Prionailurus viverrinus (fishing cat), 1911 nucleotides long. It is a transcript of the gene TBX15, whose product is annotated as T-box transcription factor 15. The transcript has 8 exons. Gene Ontology annotation, molecular function: RNA polymerase II cis-regulatory region sequence-specific DNA binding; DNA-binding transcription factor activity, RNA polymerase II-specific. Bases 1 to 1911 code for a protein of 636 amino acids. NCBI's taxonomy places the organism in Eukaryota, Metazoa, Chordata, Mammalia, Carnivora, Felidae. Gene Ontology annotation, cellular component: nucleus. Gene Ontology annotation, biological process: positive regulation of DNA-templated transcription; regulation of transcription by RNA polymerase II; cell fate specification. The record is from RefSeq and is a predicted model, not a curated record.